CCAAUUACUCCCUCCAUUCAUCAAAGCGAGCCCAAACCAGUGGCCAAGGCAGCAGCAGCCAUGGCGACCACCCCGCCAGGCCUCGCCGUCACCGCCACCGAUCCCAUCCGCUCCUUCCUCUUCUCCGCCGCAGCCUCCGGGGACCUAGCCGCGGACCUCCGCGGCCUCGCUUCCUCUCUCUCCUCGGAGCCCGCCCUCCCGUACCGCUCCCUCCGCGCCAUCUGGUGCGCCUCCUCGCCCGCCGCGCGGCCGCCGCUCCGCGGCCUCCUACGGGGCACCCAGUUCGUGCUGCCCAGCCCCAAGCCUCGCGAGAAGAGCGAUGAGCUCAAGGCGAGGCUGGAGAAGCUCCGGGAGAUGCAGGAGAGGAGGGAGUACGCCGAGCUCGUCAGAGAUGUCGCGCCGGCCAGCAAGGAGGGCAGCCCUGAGCCCUUCUCCUCCUACAAGGAUCAGAUCGGAUUCGGGCUGCAUGUUGUGUUUGUAAUGUUCACGGGUUAUUUGGUUGGAUUUGCUGCGUUCAGAGCUCUGUUCAACAAUAGUACUGUUCUGAAUGCUGCUGGAGGUAUCAUAGGAUUGGUAGGUGGCAUGCUGGUGGAGACUGCGCUUUUCAUCAUUAGAUCAUCCAGUAAAGAAUUGACCUCUUCUGUUCCGAGAUCGAAGAAAGUUCAGUAGACACUUGAAGUGCCUUCACGAGUCACUAGCCUUCUGAACAUUAUGAAACAUUCGUCUUAGUUCAAAAUAUGUAAUGCAUAGAUAUAGAUGCAGUUGAUUGUCACUUUGUCAGGUGUUGAGGGACCGUGCCCGCAGGGCUUCUGGCUUCUGGCGAGACUCAGUGAUAUUCAAUUUGGAUUUGCGUUGAGAAGGAAUAGGGCAGAGGGAACCUCGGGAUUGGAUUUGGCUAUUUUUACCUCAGUCAAUCAUGCUUCUGCCCUGCAUGUACCACUAUUGUAAAGAUUAUAUCGGAUUGAUACUAUCUUACAGGAGUACCACUGUUGUAAUUUGCUUUCAUGUGGGUCUCACGUUUGUCAAAUAUUCAGUCUGUUUAACGAAUUAUAUAUAAGACAUGAAUAAUGUCCGGAUGA
Phragmites australis (common reed) is the source of this 1079-nucleotide messenger RNA. RefSeq lists its product as uncharacterized. The transcript is spliced from 4 exons. The record is from RefSeq and is a predicted model, not a curated record. NCBI's taxonomy places the organism in Eukaryota, Viridiplantae, Streptophyta, Magnoliopsida, Poales, Poaceae. The coding region runs from base 61 to 669 and encodes 202 amino acids. Gene Ontology annotation, cellular component: endomembrane system. Gene Ontology annotation, biological process: vacuolar proton-transporting V-type ATPase complex assembly.